GAUUCAAAGUUCAGUUCAGUCAUUGCCGGCGUUUCGAACUGUUUGGACGUGUUAAGCGGACAAAGUUGAAACUGUUGGAUACAACUCAAUGUAACUGCGGCCCGGCCAGGAUCCUAGGAUCGUUCCGCUGCCCACACCGAGCAGGCCGUUGCUCGCUCGCUCGCCGCGCUCUGUGGCCAAAGAUAACGAGGUGGACGGCGACGACAGCGAGGGGAACGCAAAGCAAAGAGGAUAUAUUACAGGCAAAGGGAACUGUGCUUGGAGCAGGCAAAUAUAACAAGCAGUGGCAGCGCAGAGAAGCUCGAACAAAAGUCAACGAAAAUUAAUUGAAUAAUAUCUGCGACGGCAAGGAAAACGCAACGCAUGCACACGGCCAAAUAGAGGAUCCACACGCAGCUGAGCAAAAUGAGUUUAUUGGGGCUUCUAAACAGGGAGAAAGCGAUUAUUGCCGAGUAUGCUCUGGUGCUGCUUGUGGCGGCUGCAACUUGCCAACUGGCGGUGCCAUCCCAAGCCACAAGCGGCUUACGUGUGCCCACGUUCCUGCUGGAGCCCUCGCCUCGCCUGCUGUUUGGCAACGAUACGGGCGCACAGGUUAGCUGUACGGCGCAUGGGAACCCACCGCCCGUCGUAUCCUGGGUAAUGCGCGACGGCACGCUGGCAACCCAGGUGCCCGGACUGAGAAAAAUAUCUGGCAACGGCACAUUGCACUUCCCACCGUUUUUGGCGCAAUAUUAUCGCACGGAUGUGCACGAGGCCACCUACCGAUGCCGCGCCAGCAACGAGGCUGGCACCAUAUUGAGUCGCAAUGUGCAGGUGCAAGCAGUGGUUCGCCGAGUCUUCCAUGUGCACGUGGAAAACACUGAAGUCUAUUUGGGAAAUUCGGCGUUGAUUAAGUGUGCUAUACCGGAAUAUGUGCGGCCUUAUGUGCGCGUGGCCAGUUGGCAUCGAGGCGAGGAGAUACUGCUGCCGGAGCUGUCGGAUGUUGCUGGCCGGUACGUGGUGCUGGCCGCCUCCGGGGAUCUGUAUGUGCGGUCAGUGCGCUCAGAGGACGGCCUGGUGAAGCUCAGCUGCCUGGUUACCAACACAUUGAAUGGCGACCGACAGCGCAGCGAGCCGGUCAUGCUUCAGGUGAAAGAGCUCAGCAAGAAUUUGGCGCCAAGCACCAGCCAAAAACCAGUUAUGGAAAUCCAGGUGGAACGUGGCAACGAUGUGCAUCUGCCGUGCAACAUACAGGGCAAUCCUUUUCCCAUCUUCACCUGGUAUCGCGUUUCAGACUCGGCAGCGCUUUAUCCCAUACCAUCCUCUCAGCGCGUAAUAGUCUCGCGCACAUUGUUGCUUAUCAAAAAUGCUGACGAGCGGGACACAGGCAAAUGGAUUUGCCAGGCAUCGAAUCAGUUUGGCGAGCAGCGCAUCGAAAUUCGGCUCAGUGUAAAUACGUUCGUAUCUGUGCACAUACUACCGCAAGUACAAAUUGUCAAUUCGGGCGGAACGGCAAUUUUCAAUUGCACGACGACGGGCUCGGCGAUCGAUGGCAUCGACUGGCUGCACAAUGGCAAACCGCUGCAAGCGAAUAAUGCACUCAGCACCGGCCGGGAUAACAUACGCUUCCUAUCCAAGACUUCGCUGCUUGUCUCGAAUGUGGGCCGACGCGACCGCGGUGUCUAUCAAUGUCUCGUGGAGAACCAGCGUGCCAGCGCUCAGGCCAUGGCAGAGCUGAAGCUGGGCGACACUGUGCCCGAAUUGAUUUACACGUUCAUUGAGCAGAAUGUGCGUCCGGGGCCAUUAAUAUCGCUUAAGUGCUCAGCCAGCGGCUCGCCACCGCCCCAAUUUGCCUGGCUCCUGGACUCGCAGCCCAUUAUGGACAUAUCUCUGCAUCAUCGAUUCGCAAUUGGCCAAUUUGUCGAUGUAUCUGGCGAUGUGAUAAGUCAUUUAAAUAUUUCCCAUGUACGUCCCGACGACGGCGGCCUGUACAGGUGCGUGGCGACCAACACCAUGGGCAGUGUUGAGCACUCCGCCCGGCUGAAUGUUUACGGUCCUCCGUAUGUGCGAGCCAUAGGACCCAUUAAGGCCGUUGCUGGCGAGGACAUAAUUGUGCGCUGUCCGUUCGCCGGCUAUCCAAUUGACCAGAUUCGCUGGGAGAAGGCGCAUCAGGAAUUGACAACAAGCGCUCACUACACGCUCGCCUCGGUGCAGGAGGGCGGACAGCUUGUCAUCCGGAAUGUGGAGCCGGGACGGGAUCAGGGCAUCUACACGUGCAUCGUCAGGAGCCGGGCGGGCGAGGAGGCGCGCCGCGACAUGCAAUUGAAUGUGAACAGUCCGCCUGUCAUUGAGGCCUUCAAGUUUCCCAAGAACCUGCAGGAGGGCGGGCGCGCACAAAUCACCUGCGCGGUAUCCUCUGGCGACAUGCCCAUCUACUUUAGCUGGAGAAAGGACGACAGCGUCAUUCCGCUCAGCCUGCAGAUUACUGAGAAGAAGGAGGAGUUCUACUCACUGCUGGUGUUCAAGGAUAUCAGCGCCAGGCACAGCGGCAAAUACACCUGCUACGCCAGCAACGCGGCGGCCAAGGUGAACUACACGGCGGAACUGCAAGUGCGAGUGGCGCCGCGCUGGAGCUACGAGCCCAUGGACACGGCCAUUAUGCUGGGCAAUACAAUAUCGAUAAAUUGCGAGGCGGAAGGAUAUCCGAUUCCAGCAAUUACCUGGUUCAAAGGACAGGGAAAGGCAUCAAAAGACUUCAAGCCCCUAAACAUGCGCAACCACUCGCUGGUGCUUAAUCUGGCCACGGACAACGACGAGGGCUUCUACAUGUGCCAGGCCACCAACGAAAUUGGCGCCGGACUCAAGAAAAUAAUACGCAUCAAUGUGAAUGAGCCGGCGCGCUUCGAGCAGCCCGCCCGUAAUGUCAGCUCACGUCGCAAUGAUCCGGUUACAUUGGAUUGCCAUGCGAAGGGCGACGAGCCCAUCAGCAUUGCCUGGACCCACAACAAUGGCCGCAUCGACAUGAAUAACUUUCGCUUUAGCAUUGCGGAAAUGAAAACGGACAAAGGCGUCGACUCGCAGCUAACCAUCGCCCACUCGGAUCGCCAUGACUCCGGUGUAUAUCGCUGCAUCGCCGAGAAUCCCUAUGGCCGUGCCGAGCAAAUUGUCUUUCUAGCCGUGCAGGAGCGACCCGACACCCCCUCCAAUCUGGAGGUCUUCGAGGUCGGCUCGCGCACCGUCAAGCUCAGCUGGCGGCGACCCUUCGACGGCAACUCACCCGUGCUCAGCUACCUCGUGCAGUACCAGGCGCUCAAGUAUCUGCAGUCGCACUCAUCGCUCGGCGCCGCCGGCGGCGAUUGGAAUGGCGUCAAUGUCAUCAAUGUCACUCUGCCAUCGACGAGCAUUAGUCGCAGCUAUGACAGCGAUCUGCGCGAGAACGCCAUUGUGGCUGGCCUGUCUCCGGCGACGACAUUCCUCAUCCGCAUGCAGGCCAUUAAUGAGAUUGAGCGCAGCGCCUUUACGGAGGCCAUUGUGCUCAAAACGCAGGAGGAAGCGCCCACGGAGGCCCCAUCAAAUGUGCAGGUGCAAACGGGCGGCGAGAGUGAGCUGAUUAUUACCUGGCAGAUACCGCCACGGGAGUCGUGGAACGGCGAGCUGAUUGGCUACACCGUGAACUGCACGGAGGAAAAGCAAAACAUUAACUACAUCAGCGUGGUGAACAGCUCGCUCAAGUCGGUCAUUGUCAGUGGUUGGGCAACCACCAAGGCCACGCUGCGUGGCCUGCGCAAGUACACGCGCUAUGCAGUCACUGUGCGGGCUCUCAACAGCUUCGGAUCCGGCCCCUGGAGUGCGCCCAUCUUUGGCACCACAGCCGAGGGCGUACCUGAGGCCGCGCCGCAAAACGUGAACUGCUCUUCGCUAUCCUCGCAGAGCCUGAAGAUAUCGUGGAUGGAGCCGCCACUGCAAUUCCAUGGCGGCAUUAUACAAGGCUAUAAAAUUUUAUAUCGCCCCAUAGUGCAUCAGAUCGACUUCCCCGCCAAGCUGGAGAUAAAACGCACCUCGAACCUGGAAACGUAUCUGCAUACGCUGCUCAAGGCCACCAACUAUUCGAUACGGGCGCUGGCCUACACGGCCACCGGCGAUGGAAUGGCCAGUCAGCCGUUAUUUUGCCAAACGGAUGACGAUGUGCCCGACGCUCCGGCGGCCAUUAAAGCGGCUGCCUUGACAGCUGAUUCGAUUUUAAUUUCAUGGCUGCCGCCGAAGAAUCGCAACGGCAUCAUAUCGCAUUACACGGUAUAUGCGCGCGAGGCCGGUCGCAAGGGCCAGACCAAGACUCAUAUGGUGCGCGUUGAUGAGAACGGCUAUCCGGUGACAUUCGAGGCACGCAGCCUGGCCGAGAAUCAAAUGUACGAGUUCUGGGUAUCGGCGUCCACGUCCGUGGGCGAGGGCGAGCCCACAUCUGUUGUGGCGCAGGCGACCAAUACACGAGCGCCUGCACGCAUCGCCUCAUUUGGGCAGGUGGUGCGCAAGGCCAUUGGCACCAGGCUGGUGCUGGAGUGCCUCGCCGUGGGCAAUCCGACGCCGCGAGCGCGCUGGCUAACCCGUGAUCGCCCCGUCACAUUCAGCCCCUUCUACGAGGUGACCAACGAGGGCAAUCUGAGGAUACACCGAGUGGAAGGCAGCCUGUCCGGAAAUUAUACAUGCACGGCAAACAAUCUCUUUGGCAGUGACGAAAUCCAAUAUCAGGUGAUUGCCAUGAGGCCGCCCGGCGCACCACAAAUCAUCGUGCAGUAUGCUUCCGCUGACAGCAUACGUGUCAGCUGGGAUGCGCCCGACGACGGCGGCGCCCCGUUGCAGGGCUACACACUCUCAUAUCACACCGCCGGCGAUAGCUGGACCCAAACGGAGCUGCUGCCGGAGAACAACGCUUACACAAUGACGGGACUGAAGUGCGGAAAUCAGUACAUUAUAAAAAUGUCGGCUCACAAUUUGGUGGGCAAUGGCCCGGCCAGCGAGGAAAUUAAUGUCUGGACCAAGGGAAAAGCCUCGCAGGCGCCCAAUGGCAAUGAACUAAUUGCCACAAAUGCAACCUGUGUGAAUUUGAAGCUGUCAUCGUGGCACAACGGCGGCUGCACCAUUCAUCACUUCUCCAUCGAGCAUCGGCCACUCGGUGACGUACGCUGGACAGUUGUCACAUCGGAUAUCUCGAACGCGGAGGAGAACCGUGAAAAUUUAAUAUUCUGCGACUUUCUACCCGCCAAAUGGUACCAGCUGCGCAUCUCCGCCACCAACGAUGCGGCUAAAACGACGGAGCAUUAUCAUUUCAGCACCACGAACCUCGACGGCAGCACCAUACCGCCGCCAUCGGUGUUUCCCACAGAAAAUGAUUUGAUGAACAAUCUGAUAAAUGUGACAAAUCCGACCAGCGGUGAUUGGUUGGCAACGUUCAUUGUCGUUGUCAUAAUUACACUGUCCAUCAUGACGAUCGGACUGACCAUCAAGCAUCGUCGCACCCUCUGCGGUCCCAUCACCGAGGGCUACGAGUCCCGAGCGCUGCCCGGGGACUACAAGGAGGAGCACGAGAACCGGCGCAACCAGCAGGUGUACAGCGCCUCGCCGGUCAAGACGGUGGACAAGAGCAACGAUUCGGAAAUGUACGAGAUUUCGCCGUACGCCACAUUCAGCGUGAAUGGCGGACGAACUGGCGCCCCGGCCAAGACGCCCACACGCGGGCUGGCCGUCCAGACGCCGCACGACUACACCAUGCAGUUCAAGACGUUUGGGCACCCGGAGGGCGAGAGUCUUAAUGCCACGGCAUAUCCGCUGCUGCCCACUUCGGGCUUCGGGCAUGUCAAGGGCAAGUCCAGCUGGCACAAGCAGCGCUACUACAACACAGAUGAUGAGUCCACGUUGAGCAAGUCGAUGACCAUGGUCGCCGGCUCGCAGUCCGGUCAUUCGAAGAAGUCGAGUGGUGCACGCAGUGCCAAGACCGGCAACGCCGGCGUGGUGGCCGAGUCCGAGUCAGACACCAGCAUCAGCCCCAGCACCGAGUUCUCCAACAUGCCCACCUACCGAGUUCCUUGCAAGUCGUCGCGCAGCAGCGACGGGCGCGCCGUUGUAGAUAUGUUCCGGCCCGACUCCAGCACCGAGUCGAACAAUGACCAGGGCUCGCCGGCAGUGGAGCGGCGGCACAAUACGCCGCGGCACAUCGGACUGGCACUGGAGAAGCGCAGUGGCGGGGGACAGCGGAGCCGGAAGCAUGGCGUGCAGUCCGGCAACCAGACAUUGGAGCGACGAAAGUGCCCUGGUAGUAACAACAGCGCUGGCAGUGAGGUUGAGACAGCCGCCUCGUUGGCCGCCUCCAUAGCCGCGAUGACUGGCGGCGAUCUGUCCAGCGGCUUUCGUCCGCCGGCCGCCUUUCACGAUGCCCGCGAGUUCGGCGACCAGGCCGAGUGCGAGCGGGAGCAGCGCGCCCUGGACUUGGAGGUGCAGCGCGUAAUGGAGAACACCAGCGAAGCGCAGCUGGCGAAACUGGACCGCGAGGAGUUGACCUCACUGUUGGCAAGCGUCUACCAACCUUGAACUUGAACCUUGAAUCGCAAAAACUAACCAGCCUGCGACCCCUAGGUAUCACGAGAAAAAGGAGCAGGAGCGCCAAGAGUACGCGAUACACGUUUAAACAAUGUACCAAGAGCUAACUUGGCCAG
Messenger RNA from Drosophila navojoa, 6686 nucleotides. It is a transcript of the gene Dscam3, whose product is annotated as Down syndrome cell adhesion molecule 3. Gene Ontology annotation, biological process: homophilic cell-cell adhesion; axon guidance; dendrite self-avoidance. The record is from RefSeq and is a predicted model, not a curated record. Gene Ontology annotation, molecular function: cell-cell adhesion mediator activity. Lineage: Eukaryota; Metazoa; Arthropoda; Insecta; Diptera; Drosophilidae. Gene Ontology annotation, cellular component: axon; plasma membrane.